CGAGAGCAGAAAUCGAUGGACGCGCGGAGGCCGUACUGCUGGUUCAAACAGCAGUAGCAGUGGAUAGAAAUCAAAUUUUCUUAAUUUGAUAUAAACAGUGUUUCUGCUGUGAGGCUCGUAGACGGACACACAUCGGAACAAGUUGUUAACGGAACUAAGAGCCGGGCUCACUAAGACUGGGCGAAGAAAACCCACACACAACCCAGCGUAAGGUUAGGGAUACAUUCCUUGCGUUUAGCAGACGUGGAGGAGGAGUACCGCAACCGAAAGGCAGGCAGACGAAUACACUGGAUUUUAGAAUCUGUAGGAAGCUGGUCGAUUCCUCGGUUGGUGGUUUGUUUGAUGAUGACCGUUGCAGUUGAUGGUGUUCACUACAUCUAGGCGAUGACGUCGACUGAGCUGCAGACAGGAGCGUGCAUCCUUCUACACUGGAUUCUCCUGCAGGACGUGGUUUUCCACUCUGCUCUAGCCGUCACAUUCUGCACUAAAGCUGUACCUGUUGUUCAAAGUCCUGCCAAGCGGAUUCAUGUUUUGCGGAGAGUUCCAGCAGCGUGCUCCAACUGGGACAAAUCAUGGGCAUGGCUCACAAAGGUGGAUUGUGGGACAAAAUACAAAUUAGAUUACGUCACUGUCCCACCAAGGGAAACUGUCACAUACCGCUUGAAACAGGUCUGUUGUCGCGGCGACGAGGGAUGUCAGAGCGAGUCAGGUCUUAAAUCUACAGGUCUCGAUCCGUCCGAUGAGAAAUUUCUCACCAUCAUUCUCGGGUCGACUGCUGCAGCAGUGCUAAUUCUAGUUACAAUCAUCACCAUCAGUCUCUGUCACAAGAGGAGACAACUGAGGUGUCCAAUCAUCUGUGAAGAACGGAGUCACAUCUAUGAAACUGCUGAAGAUAUCGAUGAAGUGGGAGAACUUGAUCAAGACCGAAACAACUGUAUUGAAGACGGCGGGACGAGAAUGAUCGAGUCUGAAUACGAGGAAAUCCGCGACUGUAAGGCUCGCAGCAAACAGUACGAGGACGACCCUCCGAGGUACACCGACAUUUUUACCGACAAGGACAAACUGGCGCAGCAGCUAGGGCAGAAAUUGGAGGGGGACUCGUUCGAAAGGGCAACAGCCCCACCUUUAGUCUGUGAGGACACUGAGCUAGUCAGACAGGGUAGUCAGAACGCAAACACUGAUAUUCACGAGGUGCUCAGCGGAACGGCCCGCAUUCUCGAGUCGGAAAACAGUGUGCAGUGCGCGGCCAUUAUCGAAGGCAGCGCAGAAAAGUCCUACUAUAACUGUGCGGUGCCCGAGGUUGUUCCGUGUUCUAUGCAGCAGGAGACUGUGUUACAGAGCGACGAUUCGGUGAUUCUCGGCGAAGAUUCCAAACCACAGACUGUGGAUUGCUCAAACUAUGAAACGCUGAAUCACCCCAGCGCGGACGAGGGACAUGAGUACGAGAAGUUGGUGGAUAUUUCCGAGGCCGAUAAUGAUGUGUGCAAGUCUAGGUCAACGGAACAUUCUCCGUGUGAGGUGGACACGACUCCGCAACCGACAUUGACAAUGAACGGUCAUAUUGAAUCAGCCACGUGUUGAAAAACAAAUUUCAUCUGUAGGUCACGUUUAUUGCAGGGCUUGAAAUUAACACUAAUUUGAAAAAGAUUAGGACAAGUUAAUUUAUGGAUCUGCUAACAGAAAAAGCCAUAAGCCUUAAAGGAAACAUGUCACGUGACCUAUAUUUGGCACCAACCAUGUACAAUUAAUUAUAAAUUGAAUCACCUAAAAAAGAAAUUUACAAAAAAUUUAUUACUUA
Messenger RNA from Gigantopelta aegis, 1798 nucleotides. RefSeq lists its product as uncharacterized. The coding region runs from base 385 to 1581 and encodes 398 amino acids. The record is from RefSeq and is a predicted model, not a curated record. The transcript is spliced from 8 exons. Lineage: Eukaryota; Metazoa; Mollusca; Gastropoda; Neomphalida; Peltospiridae.